This is a messenger RNA of Mycena citricolor, 2223 nucleotides long. NCBI's taxonomy places the organism in Eukaryota, Fungi, Basidiomycota, Agaricomycetes, Agaricales, Mycenaceae. The record is from the annotation of a GenBank genome assembly.
UUUUUGACGUGCACCAUGACCCGCCUCGAGGCUGCCUAUCCGUUUCUGCCUUCCUUAGUCCGACUUCCUGCAGAGACUUUCCAUCGUCCCGGCGAUCGCAUCAGUUGGAGCAGCACGCGGCCCGGUGGUCGGGCACGGUCUUGGACUCUUAGUCAGCGAUUGACUUACUAAAUGCCUCACUCCCGUCGCAGAGCUUGCACAGUCCAAUUUACAUGUUUCGGACCUACUCAAACAUUUCAAUUGGCUUUGUCACGAAAUGUGACCUCCAAGCGCAUCCUAUCCUCCUUUCUCGACAUAGACACAUUCCUUCCUUCUAACAUUCCUUUCGCUUUUUGAGAGCCUGAUAACCGAGUUCAAGCGGAUCUGCUAACGUCUACCACAUCUAUAUCUGUCCAACUGGCCACGAACCAUCCUGACUUCAUUCAACUACAUACUUUAUGAACCAUGGCACCUCUAACGGCACCUCCGGUCCCUGGUCCAACACCCACAUCCAAGAUGGCUCCGUCCCCCAAGUUCAUCGGUGCAGUGGAGGACGAGUGGGAGUUGUAUAGUGAUGAUUUCUCCGACUACACAGUGGGCGCGCCUAUCGGGUUCGGAGCCUCGUCCAUAGUUUAUGCAGCGGAGUACAGGCCACGGUCGAGAAACAGCAAGCGCAUCCCGUGCGCCCUCAAAGUACUCGACCUCGAUUCCCUUCCACCUCAUGCUUUGGCGCUUCUGCAACGGGAGACGACUCUGAUGUCGCUUUCCAAACAUCCGAACGUCCUGCGAGUCCGUGGCUCGUGGAUGGACGGGCACAAGCUGUACAUUGCCCUGCGGUUGAUGAACAAGGGCAGUGCUGCUGAUGUGAUGCGAUAUGGCUGGCCGGGAGGGAUGGAGGAGGACGUGAUACGGUGCAUUCUGCGGCAAGCCUUGCAGGGGCUCAACUAUCUGCAUGUGAAUGGCUUCAUCCAUCGAGACGUCAAAGCGGCGAACUUCCUCAUUGACGAUGAUGGCACCGUUCUACUCGGUGAUCUAGGUGUGGCGGCAGAUCUCGCUGAAGACACGUCAAGACCGCCCGUUUCCCAGAGCAGGAAACCGCAUAUGAUCACAGCGGAGGCUGCAGUUCGAGCUGUCAGUCCUGCGCAAGCCAAACGCCCGUCGCUCGAGGGGGCCUUCAAUCCGGUCCGACCUAGGAUGGGCAAGCGCAAGUCUUUCGUUGGCACGCCCUGCUGGAUGGCACCCGAAGUGAUACAAGCAAGGCAAUAUGAUUCCUCUGCCGACAUCUGGAGCUUUGGUAUCACUGCGCUGGAGCUUGCUCAAGGGCGCCCUCCUCGGUCCCGCGAAAGUUCGUCUCGGGUUCUCGUAAGAAUUAUUCAAGAAGAUGCGCCUUCACUGGACCGCGACAAUUGCACAUUCAAAUAUUCCCAGUCGUUCCACAAGAUGAUAACCGCUUGUCUCGAAAAGGAUCCAACGAAAAGGUACCGCUCCCCCUUGUCGUCGUGGCCCGAAAUAGAGCUCAUCGGACUCAGGCCCACUGCCGAGGAAUUACUGCAGAGCUCGUUCUUCAAAGGCUCGAAGGAGAAGUCGUAUCUCGUCGGUGCCAUCUUAAAGGAUUUGCCCCCGUUGAGCCAACGGCAAGAAAGGCGGGUCGCUCGCAAUAUUGUCUCUGCUCAUGGGACUGUCGACUCGUGGGACUUUGCCACAACGGUCAAUUCACCUUCCCUGGUUCGGCAGGCAUUUCUCGACGAGGCUUUCGACGAAGAGAACACUUUCAAGCGCCGAUCCAACAUCGUUUCAUGGGUCGAAGAACAGGAGGAAGAGGCUGUUGCACUCGAGCCUGAAUCCAGUCCUGAGGGAGAGACUGAUGACCCCAUAUUUUCCGAACCGGAAUUUCCUGGUGCAACUACGAGCGAAAGCUCACUUUCGUCUCGCAGUAGUAUCGACCUGACCGGCGAAGAAGACGCCGCACUGGACAAGAUGGCCCCUCUCCCUCCGCCGUCCAUGGCUAUCUCUGAGCCAGUCCCCGUCCCAAAGGUGCCGAUGUCCGCCGCCGACAUUCUGAAUGUUCCCACCUCGUCCAGCUUCAACUCCUCCCUUUCGGUAUCACCGAACUCAUCUAGUUUCUCUUCCUCGUCGUCUCCCAGUCUGUGGAGGAAGAUCAAAGGCUUGAGGAAAGCACCGGGUGAGCGACCACAGGACACCGUUGUUGGCCGAGCCAAGUUUUAGUAUCUAGUUCAUUAUCUG